GCUCAAACUGGAUGUGGGCUAGUUGCGCCAGUUCUUUUCUCAGAUUACACAAAAGAAAUAAUUGCAAAUCACAUGAUGCCAAGCAGACAGGGCAACAAGAGCAAAACGCCGAUGUGACUGAGUGGUGAGACCAAAACUAAGCUUCAACGUUCAUUAGUGAAGGCAGUAACGUAAACAUUGAUUAGGAGGUAUAAAUUUUCUACAUUACUACAACAAGAAGCAGAUCAAGAAUCGCCACGUAGAACUAUCAGGACAAAAAAAUGUCGGCAUUCGAGACUUGCUUCGGUAUUAAGGGAGAGGGGUUCGCCAUCGUCGUGGCGGACGCCCAGAUGCAGGCGCAUCAGAUCAUUGCGAUCAAGUCCGAUGAAGAUAAGUUAAGGGCUACCACUUUGCAUUCUUCACCUUCGUCACCUUCACUACUUGACUCAUUUUGAUCCAGUAGGAAAGAAUAAGAAGUCGAGUAUAUUUUUGACUUAGAAUGAAAAUGAUGGGCAACCUCUAAACAAAAUUAUGGAAGUGGAGAAAAAGCUUUUCGCCUGCAACGGACCGUCUGCAGACCGCACGACCUUCAUGGACUACAUCUCCAAGAACAUCACCUUGUACUUAUGACAUGGUAGUUACUCAUGAUGAUAUUCCUAAAUCUAGUUCUAUUUCUCCUUAGUACUCUUGAAAAAAUCAAAAUCCUUCAUCUUCGAAGUAUCCCCCCCUCUUAUCUCAAUUCCCAGAACCUCCAUCAAAUCUACCUCGAUAUUAUCAUCUCUCUGCUUUCAUAACUGAAGUUGCGAAAUGGUGUAGGAUUGUCAACGAAAGCCGCAGCGUCCUUUACUCGUAACGAACUUGCUCAGGCGUUGCGGAGUCGAGGACCGUAUCAGUGUGAUCUGAUCAUCGCCGGAUACGACGAGGAGAAUGGAUUAUGGGCAAGAGAUUGAGACUAAUGAGUUAGAGGAGGUAGUAUCUUCACACCUUGUCCUAGGCACGUACUACAGGCACAACUAGAGGAGAGGUCCUUCUUCUUCUUCUUCUUCUUCUAUCCAGAAUCUCUUCAGGUACUACUUUUUCUAUAUCUUUUUCUAUUCUUCAGAGUACUUCUUCUAUUUUUUCCUUCUUUACCCUUUCUCUAACCUACGAUGCUGAGCUGUAUUUCAUGGAUUCCUAUGCGAGUUGCGCGAAGGUGAACAAAGCAGCCCACAGCUACGCAGGCAACUUUGUCCAUGGUAUUUUGGACAAGGAAUGGAAGACUGGGCUUACUUAUGGCUGGAAGAAAGAAUGUUUCGAUCUCAUCGUAGUUUUCGAACUCAACUUUUUCUUAUCGUAGUUUGAUUAAGUGGACUUCAUCUCCUCUAAUGCCUUGAAAAGGAGGCAUUGAAAGAGUGCAUCACCGAGAUUAUCGUAGUUUGAUUGACAUUGAUUAGCCUUCAUGUGUAAAAAAUUUUGCGAAUUAAGCACAAAAAGUACGACCUCCCUGAGUCAUGUCUAUUUAGUCAUGUCUAUUUUUUCAAUUUUCAAAAUCCAAAUCGAUCCGACUAUGCAUAGAAAAUUCCUCCAUUCUUAGAAUCUAAUAUACCGAAAAGGAGGCAUUGAACGUGGUGAAGAAGUGCAUUACCGAGAUUAAGGUUCGUUUCGCUUUGGGCCGAAUGGACGCCUUCACGAUCAAGGUGGUGGACAAAAACGGAGUCCGAAACAUCUCACAGAGCGACUUGUUUCUGGGUUAGAUCAAUCUUAGAGACUUAGAUCAAUCUUAGAGACUGGACAGAAGAUGAAGAAGGAGGACUUCGAGGACUGGACUAGACAAAAAAACGACUCCUAUCCAUUCAAUAGGCUCUAUAAUCUUGUGAUGUCCUGUGACUUGUGCUGCCCUGUGAGAUGAACUGCCACACACCUCCCAAAGAGCUCAACAAAGUAGAUUUUUUUUUACUACGGCACAUCCCAUCACGUAUUUACAGGACUUUCUUACCCCAAGGAAGCCAGUUUUUCAACGUUUUUUCAUUCCUCUCGCUUUCAUGGUAUAGAUAUCGACAGCUUCUUGUUCAAUCACAAACGUCCGCUCUUACAAACAGCAUUUGUAACAAAACACGAUACGAAGAUGCUGUGGUUGGACUCAUGAUUUUUACCCUCUGAGCAGGCCUUCGAGUGGAACAACAAACCAACCUGCGACCCUUUUCACUGCUCUCAAAUUUCAGUUUGUGAAGGACCACGACCCACCUCAAGAACCUCGUGUGAUUAAUCACAAAAUGUUACAACUGUGUUGACCCUUAUAUGUUAUUGAUUUCUGCACCACUGUUCUACGG
Molecule: messenger RNA, 2288 nt
Organism: Amoebophrya sp. A25
Lineage: Eukaryota; Dinophyceae; Syndiniales; Amoebophryaceae
Source: the annotation of a GenBank genome assembly